GUGAUUCAAACAAAAACGAAAUGACUCAUUAUUGAUUGGUCAUCAUCGAUAAAUCGUUUUUUCUUGUUGUAAAUUUCAAGUAAUAUUCGAUUCAACGAAAAAAAAAAUUAUGGCUCUAUUCAACAUACCCUGGUUAACGGAAUCGAUAAAAAAAUGUACAAUCAAAUAUCUAAUUGAACGUUAUCUUGGCCAUUUUUUAUGUGAAGAAUUAGAUCUUUCACAAUUGGAUAUAGAACUAUUCAAUGGUACAGCAUCAAUUGAAAGCAUUCCAUUAAAUGUUCAUACAAUCAAUACAGAAGUAUCGCCAUUUUUUCCAUUAAAAUUUUUAGAAGGUUUUGUUGAAAAAAUUGAAUUCACUGUACCAUGGAGUGCAUUAUGGACAGAUUCAUGUUCCAUACAGUUGGAUGGAAUUCGUUUGAAUUUUUGUAAAUUACAAAAUUUUAAUGAACAACAACAACAACAACAACAACAACAAAUGGAUAGAAAUCAAACAUCGAUAUUAUCGAAAUCAAUGAUGGCAUCAAGCAUGGAAAUGGCUGAAGAAAUUCUACAACAAGAAUCAGAAAAAUAUGAAGGUCUAGAGAAAUUUGCACAGCUUAUUAAUUCAAUAAUACGUCGUGUAAAAUUAUCGGCUAAAAAUACUGUAAUAAAAUUUCAAUUUCCACAAAAUUCUUCGCCAACCAAUGUUGAUGAAAUUGAAUUUCGUAUUGGCCAUAUAAAUUGUGAAGAAGAAGAAAUUACAUUGGAUAAUAAUAAUGGCAGUGGUAAAGAUAAUGGACAAAUAAUCGGUAAUAAAGAAUUGGAUAGUGGUAAAAAUAGUCCUAAUGGUGGUAAUCUAAUAUUAUCAGAUGUGGUUACCAAAUGUAUUACAAUGGAAGGAAUUGAAUUAUUUAUCAAUAAUAUUCUCAUAACAAAAUUAUAUGGAAAACAUACAUUUAAAAUACGUUUUAAUAAUGAUAAUCAUAUCGAUAUGGAUGCCUAUUUUGGUUCAUAUAUUUUUGCCAUUUUAAAUUCCAAUCAUUUACGAAUAUUGCAGCAAUUUUUUCAAAUAAUCGACAAUAAUAAUAAUUCUGGUUCAGGUUCAACGACAACAGAACAACAAUCAAAAUCUUUAAUCAAUCAACCAAAAGAACGUUUAAUGACCGCACAAGAUUAUCGUCGUAUACAAGAAUUAUGGCAUAAUGAAAAUAUUCUACCUAUGAAUAAGCAACGAAUUAAAACACCAGAAAUGAUGAUGAUGAUGGAUCGAUCAAUGAUUUCAUUUACCAAUAAUAAUGGUGGACAUACUUGGUCCACAACACAUCGUGAUCAAGAUAGUGGUGGUGGUGGUGGUGAUGGAAAAAAAGAUAAAAAACAUUCAACAACAAAUCCAGUGGAUCCAAAUAAUACAUUGGUCACAUGUAAUAUAAAAAUUCCUGGCAUAAUGCUCUGUUUGAUUAGUGCAAAUGUAAAUGACGAAAACAAUGGCAAUGGCGAUGAUGAUAAUAUACCACAAUUCAAUGAAAUGCCAAUGAUCGAUAAUUUACAAACAUUUAUUGGUAUAAAUUCAUUUUUAAAUGAUAUGUUACAAGAUUAUAAUCACAUAAGAUUAUUGGCAUCAAAUCUUUGUGUAGAAAUACGUGGUGAUAAUCAUCUACAAUUUAGUUGUAUAAAUAUUAGUUCAUAUGAAUAUCAUAAUGGUAUAUUGAAUAAUCUGUUUUGGGUACAUGAUAAUAAUAAUCAUCAACAUAAUGAAUACGCAAUACAGCCAUCAAUCAAGCUGAAAAAGAAUAAGAAUAUUAUCGAUAUAAUGUUGGCACCGACAUCUAUUCGUUUGGAUCCAACAAUUAUUGAACGACAUCCAAAAUUGUUGGAAUUAUUUAUCCCGUUACCGACAUCUUUGGAUAUAAAUCAAAAGCCACCAUCGAUGCCUUCAAAAUUAAAAUCAACCACAGCAGCAUCAGCAGCAGAUGAUGCCUUAAUAUUGAAUAUUGAAUGUGAACAAAUUGAAUUGGAACUUUUUUUUCCAAUACCAGAUUUACGUACAGAACGUAAUGAUUAUAGCACAUUACAUGAUGAAGUGUUAUUGAUUACAAUGAAAAAUCUAUCAACACGUAUUGAACCGGAUACAGGUGAAUUAUUGUGUAAUGAAAUCCAGAUUGAUAUACGUAUCGAUAAUACAAAUGCAGAUGAUUAUGAUAAUGAUCAAGAUGAUGGUGAAGAAAAUCAAUAUAAAUUAUUCUAUUCAAAAUCGGAAGAACGUAAUAUAAAAUUACAUUAUUCAACAUUGAUACCAAUUGUUCAAAUGAUGGAUCAAUCAUUCACAAAUAAUGUUGAUGACCACAAUGGUCAAUCGAACAAUAAUAAUUUAAUUAAUCAAUUAAAUUCAAUGCAAGAAUCGAUAAAUUUUUUACAAUCAUCAGCAAUUAAUCAUGAUAAUCAACGAAAUGAACCAUUUCAAAUAAAACGUAAUUUAUUUAGUGAUGAUGAAAAUUUCAAUUCAGAUGAUAAUGGCCACGAACGGAUUAUAACACCAGGUGAUCGUGAUCAUUGUCAACAUUAUUUGGCCUAUAAUCGUGAUCGAACCCGUUUCUAUACAUAUAUCCAUGUGCCAUAUGGUGAAAUUUAUUUUGAUAAUAAGAAAAUUUUCGAAUUAAUUUAUAAUCGUUUCGCCAAUGAUCUGAUAUUGUGGCGGCCAUUUUUUCGUAAAAGAAAAUUAUCAUCAUCAUUACCAUCGGCAACAAAUUAUCAACAUCCACCGCCAACAUUAUUAUUGCCUAUGCUUAAUGAAGAAGAAGACGAUGAAUAUGGUGGUCAGCAGCGGCAAAAACAACAACAGCAACAACGAAAACAUUCAAAUUCAUCAGCAAUAUUUUAUAGUUGUAAAAAUAUUCACGACGAUGAUUCUUUGUGUGAUUCAACAAUAAGUGAUAAUUCAUAUCAUUCAAUAAUGGAAACAUCGUCUGAUAUGAAAAAUCAAUUAUCAUCAUCAUCCAUGUCGUGUUCAAAUGAAUUUGUCAUUGAAUUUGAAUUGGACACACUUAUUGCAACGUUUCAAACGAAAUCUUCAUCUUCUAAUUCUUCUGGUUCAACGAAAGGAAAAAAUAACAUUUUUCUUCAAAAUUUUUUACUCGGUAUUGUUGGCAAUGAUGGUGGCGGUGGUUGUGGUGGUGGUCAUUUGGAAAAUGUAAAUCCAAAAACUGUGAUUUGUUUAUGUAGUGAAAAUCUGUCAUAUAAAUAUAAUGAUCGGCCAUUGUUGAUCAAUAAUUCAUUUAUUGAUUUAAAUUCUGAACUGAAUUUGGCUGUCGAAAUACAACGUGAAACUGAUUUGUUGAAAAAGAUAAAAUUAACUGUACAAUUGAAAAAUUCAUUACUACUUGGUCUGGAAUUACCUGUAUUUGAAGAUUUAUGGGAAUUUAUCAACGUCCAUGAUGAUGAUAUACUUGGUUACAUUUGUCCACGUGUCAUAAUUGAAUUACAUGUUGAUCUGAUGAAAAGUGGUAUUGUUUUCGAUACGAUCAAAGAUCGUACUACAUUGAUUCAUUUUCAAGAUAUUUAUCUAACAUCAAUGGUAGUGGAAAACACUGAACAGACAAUAUUGAGAUUUUUUAUUGAAGAAGCAUUAUUAUGUUUUAAACGUAAUCAACAAUAUAAUGAUUAUUUGAAAAAUUUCAUACCCAUUAUUGAUACUGGUAUAAUUGAUAUAAAUUUAAAAAUAUCAAAAAAUGGCCAUAUUGAAUGGAAAGGAUCAAAUAAUGAGAUAAAUCUAAAAGUUUGUUAUGAUUCAUUGGCAGCAUUAUGUCAAUUUUUACAAUCAUUUUCUGGCGCUACAAAUAAUAGUGGUAGUGGUACUGUGGUGGACAAUUCAUCGUCAUUUGUUGAUAAACAAAAUCAAAAUGAUCAGCUGAAUGAAAAACAAUCAUCAUCAUCAACAAAAAGUACAACAAAAAAUGGAAAUUUAUUAAAUAGUAAUGAAUUAUUGGCUGAUGCAUUGUCCGAAUGUACCGUAAAUGAUGAUGAUGAUAAUGAUGAUUAUUCGAAACAAUCAUCAUCAUCCAAACGUAAAGAGAAAAAUUGUUAUUGUCAAGCUAAUUUGGAUGAUAAUAUGACCAAUAACAACAAAAUGGAUGAAUCAAAUUUUCUUAUACUUGGUGAAAAUGAUCUUGGAUCUGGUAUCAAUACAAGUAAAGGACCAAGAAUACGUAUACUGGUCGAUGAACCAAUACCGGUAAUUGAAAAUCAUUUUACAAUAACACAUUUUAGUGGUAUACCUGAAAUGACUGCAACAACUAUAGCUCGUUAUCUAUUGGAUCGUAUGUCAUUAAGGAUUUAUCUUUAUGCUGGAAAAGAUUUUGAUGAUCCAUCAAUCGAUCAAGAUGAUUGUAGUAGUGGUGGUGGUGGUGAUAACAAGAAUAAACGAAUGAAUGAUCGUAAUACGGAUGCAAUAAGUCAAGUGAAUCUAUCGUUGAAAAAUGAAAAUAUGAAAACAUCACAAAGAGUUCGUUUUAAACAAAAUUCUGUAUUAUGGGAAAAUAUUGAUUUAAUUUCAACUACAAGCAGAAUGACAACAAUGUCGAAUCCAGUUGAUACACAUUUUUCAUUCAAAUCAACUGGUGGUAGUAAACGUAAAACUGAUACUUAUGUUGUUCUAGUGUUGAAACGAAUUCGUAUUCUAUUCGAUCAAUUUGAUAAACAAGAAUCAAUGUCAUGGUUGUUUCGUUUUAUGGUACAAGAAUUGGAAAUUAUUGACAAAGUUAGUGUAUCGAAAAUUAAUAAAAUGCUUUAUGAAUAUUAUUCAGAAUCGAUGCCAAGAAGACAAUAUUCAAACAUGUUUUCCAUACGAAUGACUUGUUAUCGAAAUUUUCAAGAUAAAUUUGAAGAAGCUGACCUGACAGUGUCAUUGAAACCAUUACGUGUGAAUGUUGACCAGGAUACAUUGUUGUUUUUAAUGGAUUUUUUCUCAAAAUUCAAUGAUACAUUGACGGCUAAAUUGAAUGCAGCAGCCACCAAUGCUGAUUACAAUGACAAUAUUGAUGAAGAUGAUGAUGAUGAUGAUGAUGAUGAUGAAACAAAAAAUCCACCGACAUCAUUUACAAUCGAUCCAUCACCAUCAUCAUCAUCAUCAGAAACAAACAAAAAUCAUAUGAUGAAUCCACAAGGAGAUUUGCAUUCAAAUUCUUUAUUUAUUAAAUCAUUUACAUUCUUACCAGAUGUACCGAUUCGUCUUGAUUAUCAUGGCAAACAUAUCGAUCUUAAACAGGGAGCUUUACCUGGUAUCGCUUUAGGCCUUGCACAAUUGAACCAAAGUGAAUUAUAUCUAAAAAAAUUAACCAAUAAACAUGGUCUACUUGGUAUCGAUAAAGUAAUACAAUAUGCAAUAGAAGAAUGGGGACGUGAUAUAAAACGGAAUCAAUUGCCAUCGAUUCUAGGUGGUGUUGGCCCGAUGCAUUCAUUUAUUCAACUUUUUCAAGGAAUUCGUGAUCUAUUCUGGAUACCAAUUGAUCAAUAUCGUCGUGAUCAACGGAUUGUACGUGGUAUACAACGUGGUGCAUAUGCAUUUUCUGUGUCCACAGCAAUGGCAACAUUAGAAUUGGCUAAUCGUUUAGUGGUAUUGAUACAGAAUACGGCACAAUUUGCUCAUAAUGUUGUAACACCACCGACACCUGGAAGUGGUCAUCAUAAUCGUCAUCAAUUAAUACCGGCAUCACAACCAAGAGAUUUACGUGAAGGUUUUACAGUUGCAUAUGCCGUAAUACGUGAAGGAUUUCAUGAUACAUUCAGAGGAAUGACAAAUACAAAUUUAGUUGCCGAUGAUACUGUAACAGUAAUCGGUGAAGUUGUAAGACAAAUUCCAUCCACUGUAGUACGUCCAAUUAUUCAUCUAUCACAAGCAACAUCCAGUGUAUUAGUUGGUUUUCGUAAUCAAUUAACACCAGAAGCACGAAAAGAUGAUCAAGAAAAAUGGAAAAAUGUCAAUGAUUGGUGAUGAUCAAUUCAUUUUUUUCUUUUGAGUAAUAUUAUAAUUGUG
Dermatophagoides farinae (American house dust mite) is the source of this 6007-nucleotide messenger RNA. NCBI's taxonomy places the organism in Eukaryota, Metazoa, Arthropoda, Arachnida, Sarcoptiformes, Pyroglyphidae. The record is from RefSeq and is a predicted model, not a curated record.